Molecule: messenger RNA, 2252 nt
Organism: Gordionus sp. m RMFG-2023
Lineage: Eukaryota; Metazoa; Nematomorpha; Gordioida; Chordodea; Parachordodidae
Product: eukaryotic translation initiation factor 3 subunit B-like
Exons: 17
Coding region: 37-2160 (707 amino acids)
Biological process (GO): translational initiation
Cellular component (GO): eukaryotic translation initiation factor 3 complex
Molecular function (GO): translation initiation factor activity; translation initiation factor binding; RNA binding
Source: RefSeq, a predicted model, not a curated record
AAGUAUUAUUUGACGAUUUGUCAAUUUUUUUGGAGCAUGGUUAUUCAAAGACAUGAGCCUAUAUCCAAAUCAAAUCAAUUUGAUGAUCUAGAAGACAUUGGCGAAAUUAAACAAAACGGAACAAAUAACGCAUGCUACAGUGAUAAUGAGGACUUUGUGGAUGAUAUUUCAGAUCAGGAACUCUUAAGUGACUUCCUUGCGAAAAGACCUCAGCCUCCAGAAGCCUUCGAAAAUGUAAUAAUCAUUGAUAAUGUACCAAUUGUUGGAAGUGAAAGAUUAAAUAGAUUGAAAAGUGUUAUAUUAAAAUUGUUUAAAAAUCCUGGAGAAAUUGCAAAUGAAUUUUAUCCAUUAAAUAAAGAAGGAAUGACCAAGGGAUAUUUCUUUUUUGAAUAUGCUACAGAGGAGGCUGCAAAGCAAGCAGUAAAACAGUUCAAUGGCUAUCAUUUAGAUAAAACACAUACAAUAAGAGUAAAUUUGUUAAGUGAUAUAGAAAAAUAUGAAAAUUAUACAGAAAUAACUGAGCCCAUUCAACCUCUACCUUACAAAGAAAUAGAUAAUUUAUAUGAUUGGUUGUUGCAUCCUGAAGGAUAUGAUCAAUUUUUAGUUUUGUCUGAGCAAGAAAAUAAAGAAUGUCUAUUAUCAAUUUAUUUAAAUAUUAUCACUGGCCCUCAACUAAUAAUUGAUAAAGAAAAAUGGACUGAUAAAAAGGCAAGUUGGUCUCCUCAAGGUACUUAUUUAGUAACAUUUCACCCAAAAGGCAUACGUCUCUAUGGGACAAGUCAUUUUGAACAAAUUCAACGCUUUUUGCAUCCUUAUGCUGAGUACAUAUUUUUCUCACCCUGUGAAAGGUACUUUAUAACAUUUAGUGGAAAAAUGACUGAGAAAGGUGAGCCUCUCAUACUUUGGGAAGUGUUAUCUGGUGCUAAACUCAUGGUUUUUUCUUACAACACCACUCCUAUUUAUUUGGAUAAACCAUUUUGGCCUCCUUUCAAAUGGAGUUUUGAUGGAUCAUAUUUUGCGCGCAUUUCGGGUCCGGAUAAAUUGUGCGUUUACAAUACAACCAAAUUUUCGCUCAUAGACAAAAAUCCGAUGAUCAUCAAGGAUAUAGUGGAUUUCGAAUGGUGCCCAUCCAGCAAUAUACUUUCCUAUUGGGUUCGGGAAGAGAAGGAGAUCCCGGCCAAGCUAUUCAUCAUAAGCAUACCCGAUAAAAUCGAAUGCCGGCCCAGUUCCACCCUUGGCACGGUGACAAAUUGCAAAAUGCUCUGGGGGGAUUAUUACUUGACGGUGUUCAGUGAGAGAUAUGCUAAAAAGAAGAAAGGGAACGAUAACAUAAUCAAAUAUUCGGGCAUAACAUAUGUUUUCGAAAUAUUUCACCUACGCGAAUCCGAAAUUCCUAAGGAUACGAUUGAAUUUAAAAAUAAAAUAUUGAAUUUUCAACCCGAACCUAAGGGAAAUAAAUUGGCUAUCAUAACGGAACACCAAUCUUGUAAAAAUGUUUACAUCUACGAGAUAAACAAAGGGGGCAAACCACCUACAAUGCUUAAGGAAUACACUCUUCAAAAAUACAACAAAUUAUUCUGGUGUCCAAAUGGUCAAUUUUUAGUUCUGGCCGAAACCGGAUCUAAAUCUGAUAAUGGCGCCCUCUUAUUCUUGGACACGGCCGACAUGACAAAAAUGAGUGAAGUGGCCCAUCCUCAUGUUGACAUCGUUAAGUGGGAUUUUUCUGGUAGAUAUUUAGCUACUGCAGUUUCCUUAGCCUAUUCAAAAGACAAUGGUUAUCGAAUAUGGUCAUUUCAGGGAAAACCCUUGUCCCAAAACCUGUGCUACAAAUUACGCGAGUUAGAUUGGAGACCGCGCCUUAGGCGAGACUUGUCUUUGAUAACCUCUGAACAGAUCAAGGAAAUCAAGAAAAAUCUUAAGAAAUAUAGCACUGUCUACGAUCUUCAAGAUAAGGCCCUUUACACUCAAGCCGCUAAAGAAUUAACUGAAAAGCGAAAAAAGGAAAAAGAUGAAUAUGACGCCUAUCUUCUGACCAAAAUGGAUAGGAUCAAAAAAAUCGCCGAAGUCCGAGAGCGGCUAAUUCGAAAUUCGGAUAUGUUGGUGGAAGAAUCAUACGAUAUUUUACAAUCGGAAGAAUCAAUACCCGUCGAAACACUUUAGUUUUUACGAAGAAAUACAAAUUUUUCCUAAAAAUUUUAUAUCCUGGUUAUAUUUGAACAUUUUUUUUUGAAAAUAAAAAAUAAGUAACAGUC